This is a messenger RNA of Clunio marinus, 5699 nucleotides long. Lineage: Eukaryota; Metazoa; Arthropoda; Insecta; Diptera; Chironomidae. The record is from the annotation of a GenBank genome assembly.
GGCCAGAGUGUUCGCUUGUUCAGAUUCUAUUUAGUUAUAAUCGAAUUUAACGACCUAGCGAACGAACAAAACAGUGAUUUUCAUCAUAAUAGAAUCCGAAGGGAAAAUGAACAUUUUUUAAAAGAAAGAAAGAAAAUAUUGAAGCAUAACUUUCGGAAGCAUAUUUAAUUAAGUAAUUAAUGUCGAAAGAAGAAACUGAAGUGGAGAAAAAGCUUGUGUGUGAUGAUGAUGGGAAUAAUUUCGAAAAUUAAUACAUUUCCACAGUUUACAGAUUUGUAAAAUUGUACUAAUUCAACUUAUAUUGAUUAGCAUGAAAAAAAUGAGACAUUGUCAGAAGGUGAACUUAAAUAAAAAUUAACUGAUCUGUUUAUAAAUUGUGGGAAAAUUGAAGGAAUCACAAAAUGGAGAAAUAUAAAUGCAAAUUAAAUAAUAUGAUGUGACUUGAAAAGAUAUCGACGAACGACGUUCUAUAAGAACAAGGGUGAUAAAGAAAAAUCAUCAUAAAUUUUGUUCUAAUCUAAUGAAUCAGUGGUUCGUGAGUGAAGCAACAACAAACGAAGUAUCCAAAUAUUGAAACUAAAACAAAUAAAAAUAAAUUUGAUAUAAAAUAAUAUAAUGCAAGACCCGUUACCAUCGCAACCGCAACAAGCCGGUACUCAACAACGAACACAAAUAAGUGGUGGUCGAUUUGACUUUGAGGAUGGUGGAACAUUUUGCGGUGGUUGGGAAGACAGUAAAGCACAUGGACAUGGAGUUUGUACGGGCCCUAAAAAUCAAGGAGCGUAUUCCGGUGCUUGGCACUAUGGAUUUGAAGUGUCAGGUGUUUAUACAUGGCCUAGUGGAUCAUCCUUCGAGGGUCAGUGGCAGAAUGGAAAACGACACGGUUUAGGGAUUGAAACACGAGGCCGAUGGAUUUAUCGUGGGGAAUGGACACAAGGCUUUAAAGGACGAUAUGGUGUGAGGCAAAGUGCAACAUCAACAGCGAAAUAUGAAGGCACUUGGGCUAAUGGCUUACAAGACGGCUAUGGCUCUGAAACUUAUGCUGAUGGAGGGACUUAUCAAGGGCAAUGGCUUCGGGGUAUGCGACAUGGUUAUGGCGUCCGACAGUCAGCUCCAUUCGGUUUGGCAUCAAGAUUUCGACCCAAAUCAAUCAGAGCUUCAUUGACAUCAUUGCGAAGUAAUGACGGGAACAACAAUCAAGCACCCACGCCAGAUCCUGCUGAGAAACGAAACCAUCGAAUUGAUGAUUCUCGUGGUGGCUUCGUGUUAAAAGCGAAAUCUGAUGAGCCGCCAGCUCGACGAAAUAGUUUGGUUGAAAAAACUAAGAAAGGCUUGUUGUCAGGCUUAAAGAUUCGCAAGCAAAGAAGCACUGGUGAUUUAGAAAAGCGCGGAACUGGUUCCGGUAGCAUACGUUCAACGGCUUCAACUGCAUCUUGGAUUAGCACAGAAUCAUCACAGUCAGGCAUAACUAAUAAGUCAGUGCACACAGAUUCAAAUGCAAGCUUUAUCGUUGAAGACGAGCAGUUGGAUGGAAGCGUAACAGAAACUUAUAUGGGCGAAUGGAAGAAUGAUAAACGAUGUGGAUAUGGAAUUUCAGAGAGAAGCGAUGGCUUGAAAUAUGAAGGUGAAUGGUUUGCAAACAAGAAGUAUGGCUACGGUGUGACGACGUUCCGCGAUGGAACGAAAGAAGAAGGAAAAUACAAAAACAAUGUUCUCAUCACAAGUCAGAAGAAGAAACAUUUAUUCCUUAUCAGAUCAGCGAAAUUUCGUGAACGAAUUGAUGCUGCUGUUGACUCAGCACAAAGAGCGAGUAAAUAUGCUUUACAAAAGGCAGAUAUUGCGAUAUCACGAACGGCAACAGCUCGAGGUAAAGCAGAAUUAGCUGAUGUAUCAGCGGAUCAUGCGAAAGUCGAUUCUGAUGUUGCAAUUCAAACUGCACGUGAAUUUGCACCUGACUUUAAACCGUCACUGCUAGAACGGUUUGAAAGACUUCGAGUUCGUGAAAGAUUUCGAAAUACAUUAAACGACGAUUCAUCGGGAAACAACACAAUAGGACAUAAUCAACAAUUUGCACAGACUCAACCGCCGGGAGCUUCUUCAGCAUUUAACACACCGCAAAAGUUUGCACAACAAACAAAUAAUGUUGCCAACAUCAAUAAUUACAAUCAACAGCCAAAUGUUUCUGUACAGCAAUCGCAACAUAAUCAAAUUUAUCAGAAUAGAGACAACAAUCAAUAUCAGCCGAUGAACAGCAGUAGUCAUCUACAAGAGAAUAUCAAUUCUGCCGCUAAUUAUUCGCAACAAAGUGGACAAAGUUAUCAGCAAAAUUACAAUGAUCAGCAAGCAUCAAAUUAUGGUGGAAAUGAAUUGCAAGCAACCAAUUUGCGCAGAAAUUCAAGGCAAGUUUCAGAUAGUGGAAGGCCAAUGUUAGGUGCGAUUCAUCAAACAUCGAUUGAUCAUUUUGAUCAUUAUAAGAGACCACCAAGUCGUGAUUCGUCGGUUGAUCGAUAUUCAAGGGCUGCUAGUAGAUUAGGUGGUGGAUCAAGACAACCAUCAGUGGAUCGUCAAGCUUUAAGUGGACAGCCCAUGAAUCCUGAUACAUUAAUUGAUCGAAGUGUUCGUGCUGGUUCUCAAUUGAGGGGAACAACACCGACACCGAAUGUUAAUGGACAAGUUCUUACAGGUGUCAUGGGUGGUGGCAGUGGUGCUCCAUCACGUCGUGGAUCACGAAGUGGAACUCCAGUCUUUCAACAACAAUUACAACCUUCUAUUCAAACAAUCCAAGCCCAAUAUUCAAAUCCAAAUCAACCCUUUGAAGACGUUCUUCUAAGACAAAGAACGUUAGGACAAGACAUUAUUCCUUCACCAGGUCAGCCUAAACGUACCGAGAGUCUCUUUGUUCCUAAUAAGCCUAUGGCUAGCGGUGGUGGAGGCAGUGGUGGAGGUAGUGGUGGUGGUUCUAAAGGAGCAAGCAAGGUACAUGAAGAGGAAGAAGAAGCCGACCUCAUGUUUUCACCAGCUCUACUUGCGCGAAGAGCGUCUGAGAGUUGGAUUGACACGGCUCCAAUUGAGAACACGCCAAUCAACGUAACACUUCAACGUAAAAAGUCAUUGCCCGAUGUUCAGCAGAUGCCAAUUAAUAACAUGAUGAGUCGAGAAGAAGUGUCGGUAUUAGGAUCAGCACGACGUGAAGAGGUCAGAAGACAGAAGGAUGAAUCAGAAAGAUACAAAGCAAAUCCACUGCUCUAUCUUGUCAGUCCACAAGUUAAGGACUGGUUUUCACGCCAACAACUCAUAUUGUUGGUUCUGAUAGUCAACAUAGCACUGGCAAUUAUGUUUUUCAAGAUGCUCACAUAGCGUAAGCUGCUAAAUAACCGAUUGUUAAUCAUUUUUUAUUCGCCAUGAUAAUCGGUUAGAUUGGAAUUUUUCUUUCAUUUUUCUAAAACAAAACAAAACAAAAAAAAUUUAUCUACCUACACAAAAUUAUUAUCAUCAUUGGAUGUUUGGAUGUUUAUGAAGAAAUGAAAAUUUAUGCUUACAAAUUGUAGUCAAUUUUUCAUUUACUUUUUUUUUUAAUUUUUUGUCGUUCGCCGAUGUUUACGGUAGAACACUUGAAAGAAGAGGGAUAAGUUAUCCACUUAGUAUAAAUGGCCUAAAAUUGCCGGCUCUUACAGAAAAAAGUUUUUCAAAACAAGAGUCAAUUGACUUGAAUAAUUAUGGAUCUAUAAAUGUGUUGAACAUGAUUGAUAACAGAAGACUUUCUAAGAAAAUUUCCUUUAAAGAAAUCUCUUUUUGAACUGAAACUUACAUAGACGAAUGAACAAUGAACAUGAAAUUUAAUAAAUAAAUAAAUUGAAUCACGUUCACGAAUGGAACAGAAGAAAGUAUAACAUGAAGAAGAAACCUUUCUGGUUCUUUAAUGCCUUAUUAAAGUUGAAAUAUAUUCAAAAGAAAACCAGAUCAAUGUAUGAUACAUUAACAUACAAAAGAAGAAAACUUUGGUGAAAAAGAAAAAAAUAACGAAUGUAAGGAACUUUUUCCUAAGCUUUAUGUCAGAAAAAGAAACGAACUCGAAUUUGAUUAAAAUUUCUUUCAACAUACUAGUAGAUAAUAAAAAAUAAAGAAAAUAUAUGAAAAAUACUAUUUUUGCAUUUUAAAAUUUCUAAUUUCUAAUCCUAUCGUAAUGUAUCGUCGCUACGCUUUAGGCUACUACAUAUGUCUUAUUUAUUUCUUUCUGUGUACAUGAUUCGAGUUAAAACUCAUAAAAGAAAAUAAUUUGUGACAGCAAACAUUAAGUGGAAAGAUAUUAAAAAUAUGCUAAAAUUCAGUUACUAUGACGAGUAAUCCCAAGGUAGAUCUAUGAUGCCUAAGUGAUGUAAUUAGGUAGCAUAAAUUCCUCUAUAUUUUUCUACAAGCUCUUGUUAAACGUUCUUAAUUUUUCUUACUUAAUAUCACAACAAUGAAAAAAUGUAAAGCUACCUUAAGGGUGAACACGAGAAAGAAAACAAAAAUUGUCUCGAGUAAAGGAAAAAAGAUUACUAAAUGACCAAAAUUUGUCUAUCUAUUUAGUUUAAAACAAAAAGAAAACAUUAAACAAAAGAAAAGCUUUAUGAAAAACCUUUUGAAAACAUUGAAUAGCUUUAUAGCUUACUGGUAAAGUAUUCAAAAUUGUAUGAAAAAAAGGAAACCAAAAAACUCAUUUGAUGUGAACUGUAGAAAGUUCAGUUGCGAGGAUAAUUUUAUUAAAUAAUUUUUUAAUUAGACGUUAAUUUUCUUGAAACUUUCUAGCUGAAUCAAAAGAAAAAUGUUUAACCUAAGGAAGCGAAUAAAAGAAAAGAAAACUUUACGUUGAAGUAAUUUUGUUCCUCAAGACAUUAAAUAAAAUGAAAAAAGAAACUUUCUUGAAACAUAAGAUGCUUAGGCCAUAUUAACGGUUACGUCUUGUACCAAAAACGAUUUUUGUUAUUUAUACGUCGCUGGUGAAACCAAAAUCCGAUCCAAAAUUCAUUUAAGCAUUGUUUUGUUCGAUUAUAAUAUUUUAUGUUUGACUUUAAUUUUGUUUUUAUCCAAACUUUGCAGAAAUUUUUUUUGGAUUAUUUUAUGUAAAUGUUAUGAUAUUUAUUAAAGUUAUGAUUAAAUAAAGAAAAAGAAAAAAAAAUCAUUCAUGACAAAAAAAACAAUUGUGUUUGAUAAAUUUUGGCUUCAGAACGAACAAAAAUGUUAUUGAGUUGAGUAUAAUUCAGGAGGAUGUAAAUCACGUGCCAAAAAAUUUUAUGAAUUGCUUAAAGUCAAGCUUCAAGCAACCUGGGUAGGAUUCAAGUCAAAAUUAUUUUGUAGAUGCUAAGUACUGUGCUCGCUUCAUCUUUUCUAAAGUACACAAAACACCUUCAAAUGUCACCAUAAAAAUAAUAUUUUUAAUCAAAUAAUAAAUUAAAACGAAGUUCGAAAUUAAAUUUCAAAGAAUUCUAACAUGCAAACUGUUUCUUUAAAUGCAAAUCAAUUUUAUGAUAUGAUAAACUACCUUAAAUAACUUCAUGUGAUUCUUGAUAUAAAUAAAGAUGAUUAAAAAAUGCAUAGCUUUAGUAGAUAGAGAAGAAAGAAUUUAAUAGAUUUUUCUGAGAAGGAAAGAACAGAAUUUUAAGAUUGGAAAACAUCAAUGAACAAUAGAAAUAAAUGAAAUGUUUUUAGAUAAAUGUAAA